Aureobasidium subglaciale EXF-2481 is the source of this 1530-nucleotide messenger RNA. RefSeq lists its product as uncharacterized. NCBI's taxonomy places the organism in Eukaryota, Fungi, Ascomycota, Dothideomycetes, Dothideales, Saccotheciaceae. The coding region runs from base 78 to 1097 and encodes 339 amino acids. The transcript has 3 exons. Gene Ontology annotation, molecular function: zinc ion binding; oxidoreductase activity. Gene Ontology annotation, cellular component: mitochondrion. The record is from RefSeq and is a predicted model, not a curated record.
ACGAUACAGAUGUACAGACCAUCUUCCUUCUCCUGUCGUACUAUACACUUGUCAAUACAUACUAUAGCGUCAGCAACAUGAGGGGAAUCCAAGUCAAGGAAUAUGUCCAGGGUCCUCAACAUCUCAACGUCACCGACCUACCUGAUCCAUCCCCCAAACCGAACCAAUACCUGAUCGCUGUCCAUGCCGCUGCCACAAACUUCUUCGACCUGCUCCAGAUCCGUGGAAAAUACCAACACCAGCCUCCUCUCCCAUGGGUUUCUGGUGCCGAGUUCUCUGGUGUUAUUCUGAAGGCUCCUCAAUCAUUGCCUGGAGGGAAGAAGCCCAAGUUCAAGGAGGGUGACAAAGUCUUUGGUGCAUCUCAAGGUGCAUAUGCCACAAAGGUUUGUGCUGUCGAGGAGCAACUCCGACCAAUGCCCAAGGGAUGGAGCUACUUUGAGAGUGCCGGGUUGAUGGUCACUGCCCCCACCAGCUACGCCGGUCUUGUAACAAGAGCGAACAUCAAGAAGGGCGACUGGGUCCUGGUUCAUGCUGCUGCUGGAGGCGUCGGACUUGCUGCAGUACAAAUCGCAAAGGCAUUUGGAGCAACGGUUGUCGCCACUGCCGGUACACAACACAAACUCGACGUGGCCAAAUCUUUUGGCGCAGAUCAUCUAGUCGACUACAGGCAAAAAGACUGGCCCGAGCAGGUCAAGAAGCUGACACCAAAGGGUCGUGGUGUAGAUAUUGUCUAUGAUCCUGUUGGACUGAUCGCCCAGAGCAUGAAGUGCACUGCUUGGAACGGAAGGCUGUUGGUUAUUGGUUUCGCGGCAGGAGACAUUGAGAAGAUGGCUACCAACAGAAUUCUGCUGAAGAACGUCAGCGUCAUGGGUCUGCAUUGGGGUGCAUAUGCCACUAACGAGCCAGAGAUGAUUGAUGUGGUGUGGAAGGGCUUGUUUGAUCUGAUGGAAAGUGGUAAAUUCCGAGGAACAUGCUAUACGGACAAGGAAUUUGUCGGACUCGAGACGAUCCCCGAAGCAUUGAAGGCUCUUGGAGCUCGCGAUACCUGGGGCAAGGUGGUUGUCAAAGUGCCGCAAGAAGGACAGAGCAAAUUGUAAAUGGCAGGCGCGUAUCAAAGCAGUGAACGCAAAUCACGCGUUUCCCAAAUCGCUCUUUCCUCUUGUCGCGCGCUGAACAGCCACCCGAUUUGAAACCUGCGCAUCUCCAGUCCCAAUGUCUCAUCCUACUUCAGCACUUCCUCUCGAGUAUUUGAUCCGUCUCUUCGAAGCAAACAUGGCACCCCACGACAAUCAGCAUCUGGGACUGAAUGACAAGGACCGCCGUGCUCUUGGUCAUCGUAUGCUCCUUGACGAACAGCAGCGCCGUCUUGAGUCUCGCAGAGCCUUGGAAGCUUCAAUUCAAGCUCCCGUCUGUCCUUACUACAGUACCUCGGGCCACUCCAAUUGUUGGUGGUGUCACCGCAACGGGAACUUCCAACCAUCUGAAGCCACCGAGAACCUGCUUAGAAGUCUGACCCGUCCACAGUAUCAG